CAACACUCGUUGAGAGAAAGCAAGCUGUAGCUUUAUCUACAUUUCCACGAGUCUUACUCUACUUUAUUGAAGCGAUAAACGAUAGAGAAAUAUGGAGAACAAAAAUACUAGUGCUGAACAGAAACUAGAAGCUCCCAAAUGCAAAGAGGAUUCACUUCUCCCCAUUGCUGAGAAGGGACUUUUCUUCCACGAUUCCUUCUUCGAGGAUAUUCGGAAGCACUUUGAGACAGCCAUCGACCAAAUCCUGGACACUUGGGGAGAAACCAAGUCCGUGAGUGAUCUGAUGAGUAGCUACAGACGUGUAAGAGAUCGCAAUCUCCAACAGGAGAACCAUGUCAUGGCCUUCAGCGAAGACGACCACAAUCAUAAGGUUGUACUAGAUGUCCAUGACUUCAAGAGUGGAGACGUUAAGGUCAGAGUGGAAGAUAAUCAGGUGGUGGUGGAAGGUCGAGUGGAAAAGGAAGAGGACAAUAGAAAUCACCAGCUGUCACAGAGAUUGCACAGCAGAUGGUUCUUCGAAACUCUCGAGGAAAAUACCUUUACCAAGUACAAAGAUGAUUCACUAUUUGCAACUGUUGUGACCAGUGCAGCUUGA
This is a messenger RNA of Penaeus vannamei (Pacific white shrimp), 595 nucleotides long. NCBI's taxonomy places the organism in Eukaryota, Metazoa, Arthropoda, Malacostraca, Decapoda, Penaeidae. The record is from RefSeq and is a predicted model, not a curated record.